Molecule: messenger RNA, 753 nt
Organism: Penicillium waksmanii
Lineage: Eukaryota; Fungi; Ascomycota; Eurotiomycetes; Eurotiales; Aspergillaceae
Exons: 7
Coding region: 1-753 (250 amino acids)
Source: RefSeq, a predicted model, not a curated record
AUGACUGAUAUAAAAGUCUUCACCACUAUCAAGUCUCCAGAGUUUCAGCAAAUAUUCCGAGACAUCCCUAGAAUUGAGGCUCCUUUCACUUAUUGGUUGUCUAAAGAAUUUAGAGGUAUUCAUAACGGUGAAAAUCUGGCAAUUAUAGUAGAAAAGUUACUUAUCGAGUUAAGUCUUAAGGAUAAGCUUAUUUCUAUUACGGGUGAUAAUACUAGUAACAAUAAAGCUAUAGCCUUAAAGGUAGAAGAUAUAAUACUAGCACUACUCUAUCAAGGGCUUAAUAGCUAUCUCUGCUAUCUGGCUUAUAUCCUUAACCUAAUCAUAAUAGAUAUUCCCUGUACCCUAGGUCUUGCGGCCCUGAUUUACUAUGGGCUAUAUAAAUUACUUAAUAAUAUAAGGAAGGGCAAUACUGCAGUGAAAGAAAGGAUAAAGAAAUACGAAAAGUACUAUUCUAUUAUAGACGACUACGACACCUACUACAAUGCCCUCGUCCUGGAUCCCUGGGUCAAAGGUAAAACGAUUUUACGGGAACUUCAAGAUAACAAUACAGGGGCAAUGAUUCUGGAAACGAUCCGCACCAACCUCCAUCAGGUAUACGCGGGUAGCAACCCAGAUCCUUAUACCGCUGCAUCCGACGUAGAAUCUAGAAUACUGAAGAAGUUGCAGGCACGAGAUCCACCACUCUUAGAUAUUGAUAAGUACUUCGACACCCCUUCAGCGUCGCAGACACUGCCAGCCAAACUAGCUCUGUAA